This is a messenger RNA of Acanthopagrus latus (yellowfin seabream), 8147 nucleotides long. RefSeq names its product ADAM metallopeptidase with thrombospondin type 1 motif, 10 (gene adamts10). Bases 464 to 3796 code for a protein of 1110 amino acids. Gene Ontology annotation, molecular function: metalloendopeptidase activity. Gene Ontology annotation, biological process: proteolysis; extracellular matrix organization. Lineage: Eukaryota; Metazoa; Chordata; Actinopteri; Spariformes; Sparidae. The record is from RefSeq and is a predicted model, not a curated record. Gene Ontology annotation, cellular component: extracellular matrix. The transcript is spliced from 26 exons.
CCUCUGAAAGUGGAAGAAGUUGAGUCUCCUCAGUCAUCCGCCGGCGCCGCCUCCUCUCCUCUCCUCUGCUCUGCUCUCCUCUCUUCUCCUCUCCGCUCCUCUCCGCUGCGGAGGACAGAGGACAGACACAGCGGAAACUUCUGCGAGGGGACGCGGGAAGGUAGGGCCACAGAGAGCAGAAACCCACCACUGCUGCUGCCGAGCCCCUCGGGAGAUCUGUCCAGGCUUUUUCUACUUCUGCAAGGUCUUGUCCAGGAUCCAUCGCCAGUUGCUGAUCAACACGCCGCAGAGGCUGCUAUGUCUGUCUGAGCUCACGGAUCCUCUUUCAGCCAUGGCCCAACAGAGCGCUGAGCUGUCCCACUGCUAGGCGACGGGGCAUCCGAGAGGGCAGAAGACAUGUUGGGACAGACUCCCAGGGAGCACUGCACUGAAGUCUGUUACUAUAGCAAAUACUGUAGUAACCAUGGAAACGCUAUGGAGGACUCGUCUGGUCUGCACUGUCAUCCUCGCAAUGUUGGCCACCGAGAUCGAAGGAGGUCACAGAGAUGAGUUCGCUCAUUCGCAAGCUGCUUUCCUGUCCAGUCUAGGCCAGUAUGAGAUUGCCAUCCCAGUACGUGUAGGACCUAAUGGUGAGACGCUGGACGCAGAAACGCCUCAACACCACCAAAGAAGAAGACGUAGCUCUGAGGACAGACUGCCUGACUCUCUCUUCUACCAACUAUCCACAUCCCGCAACAACUUCCUGAUGAACCUGACGCUGCAGGGAGGCCUGCUGUCCCGGCAGUUCAGGGUGGAGUACUGGAAGAGAGGUCGAUUAGCCUGGAGCCACCCUUACUCUCCGCACUGCCACUAUGUAGGACACCUCCAAGACCAGCCACACUCAAGCAAAGUGGCCCUGAGCAACUGUAACGGCCUGCAGGGGGUGAUUGUUGCAGGGGGAGAGGAGUACCUGAUUGAACCCCUUGUCUCACCAGAUAACCAGACCCGGACAGAGAGGGGGGAGAGAGCAGAGGGGCGCCCCCAUGUGGUUUACAAACGGUCAUCGCUCCGCCAUCAGUACAAGGGCCAAUCCUGCGGAGUCAUUGACGAGAAGCCGAUGAAAGGCGCUUCGUGGUGGCAGCGAACUCUGAAGACGCCUCCUCAUCACGUCGGUCGCGGCCAGCUGCCUCUGAAGCGCUCAGUCAGCCGGGAGCGCUACGUGGAGACGCUGGUGGUUGCAGACAAGAUGAUGGUGGGUUACCAUGGUCGCAGAGACAUCGAGCAGUACAUCCUGGCCGUCAUGAAUAUUGUUGCCAAACUGUUCCAGGAUUCUAGCCUGGGGAACGCAGUCAACAUUGUGGUGACGCGGCUCAUCCUGCUCAUGGAAGACCAGCCGACAUUAGAGAUCAACCACCAUGCAGGGAAGUCUUUAGACAGCUUCUGUAAGUGGCAGAAAACCAUCCAGCACCGGAGCAGCUACGGUAACGCCAUACCUGACAAUGGGAUCGCUCACCACGACACUGCUGUGCUUAUCACCAGGUACGAUAUUUGCAUCCAAAAGAACAAGCCCUGUGAAACCCUAGGUCUGGCUCCUGUAGGAGGGAUGUGUGAGCCAGAGAGGAGCUGCAGCAUCAAUGAGGACAUUGGCCUGGGAACGGCCUUCACUAUCGCCCAUGAGAUAGGACACACGUUCGGGAUGAACCAUGACGGUAUGGGGAACGCCUGCGGGCCCCGCAGCCAGGAGACUGCCAAGCUGAUGGCUGACCACAUCACCAUGAAGACAAACCCGUUCAUCUGGUCCGCCUGUAGCCGGGAUUACAUCACCAGCUUCCUGGACUCAGGUAUGGGCUCCUGUCUGAACAACAUCCCACCCAAGCAGGAGUUUGUCUACCCCACCACAGCACCGGGCCAGGCUUAUGAUGCAGACGAGCAGUGUCGCUUCCAGUACGGUGUCAGAUCUCGGCAGUGUAAAUACGCGGAAGUCUGCAGUGAACUUUGGUGCAUGAGCAAGAGCAAUCGUUGCAUCACCAGCAGCAUUCCCGCUGCAGAAGGCACCAUCUGUCAGACCAACACCAUAGAGAAAGGGUGGUGCUACAAGCGGGUGUGUGUGGCGUACGGGACUCGUCCGGAGGGCGUGGACGGAGGUUGGGGUCUGUGGUCCCCCUGGGAGGAGUGCAGCAGGACGUGUGGAGGAGGAGUCUCCUCUUCUAUCAGACACUGUGACAGCCCCAGGCCAACCAUUGGUGGAAAGUAUUGUCUGGGGGAGAGAAAGCGCUUCAGGUCCUGCAAUAUUGAUGAGUGCGCUGCAGGUUCUCGGGAUUUCCGGGAGAUCCAGUGCUCUGACUUUGACAGCGUUCCUUUCCGGGGGAAGUUUUACACCUGGAGGCCAUACAGAGGGGGUGGGGUAAAGCCCUGUUCUCUCAACUGCCUGGCGGAAGGAUACAACUUCUACACUGAGCGUGCUCCCGCUGUGGUGGACGGCACUCCUUGCAGAGACGACUCUCUGGACGUGUGUGUAAACGGAGAGUGUAAGCACGUAGGCUGCGAUCGCAUCCUCGGCUCGGACGUUCGCGAGGACCGAUGUCGGCUCUGCGGCGGUGACGGGAGCAGCUGUGUGUCCGUGGAGGGGCUCUUCAAUGACUCUCUGCCCGAAGGAGGUUAUGAAGAGGUGGUCAGAAUUCCCAAAGGAUCAGUGUUCAUCCACAUACAGGAACUCAACAUCUCCCUCAACUACCUUGUGCUGAAGAGUAAAGGGGACCAGUACUUCAUCAACGGGAAGCUGACCAUUGACACGCCACGUAGGUUCGAGGUUGCUGGCACCACCUUCCACUACAGGCGACCCACGGACGGACCAGAAACUCUGGAAGCUCUCGGACCAACAAACAUGACCCUGAUCGUCAUGGUGCUGGUGAGGGAGGAGAACCCAGGGAUCCACUAUCGCUUCAACCCCCCACUGAACAGGGAUCCUCUGACUGGCUUCGCCUGGCACUUCACCUCCUGGUCACGGUGCUCGGCUCUCUGUGCUGGAGGUGUGCAGAUCCAGCAGGUGGUGUGCAGGAAGCAGACAGACCAUUCAGUCGUCUACCACCACUUCUGUGACAAGAAGAGCAAACCCAAAGAGAAGAGAAGAUCCUGCAAUACUGAGCCGUGCUCACCAAGCUGGUCGACAGGAGGUUGGUCGGAGUGCAGCCGUAGCUGCAACGGCGGCCUGCGGACGCGGGAGGUGUUGUGUAAAAGGAGGAUUUCUGGGACAGAGGAGAAGGUCCUCGAUGACUCAGCGUGCACCCCCGUGCGCCCCUCUCUCACUGAGCCCUGCAGCAACCACAGCUGCCCCCCUGAAUGGCUGGCCCUGGACUGGUCAGAGUGCACACCCAGCUGUGGUCCUGGCUACAGGCAUCGCGUGGUCUUGUGCAAGAGCGGGGAGAGCGGUGACACACUGCCAGAGUCCAAGUGCCCCAAACAUGGCCGACCCACCUCCAGGGUGCGCUGUAACCUGCAGCGCUGCCCUCCCCCUCAGUGGGUGACUGGUCCCUGGGGAGAGUGUUCUGCAAAGUGUGGUCUGGGUCAGGAGAAGCGUUCGGUGCAGUGUCUGACCCACACCGGCCAGCCGUCCAAUGAGUGUCUGGAACAUCAGCGGCCAGCAGCCAUGCAGCAGUGCAAGAGCAAAUGUGACCUCAGUCUGCCCAUCAGUACAGACAACCCUGAAGAGUGUAAAGAUGUGAACACUGUGGCCUACUGCCCCCUGGUGCUCAGGUUCAAGUUCUGCAGCCGGCCAUAUUUCAGGCAAAUGUGCUGCAAGACCUGCCAGGGACACUGACCUGGACACCAUGAAACUCACAGCGCCCAUCUUUGGGUCCUGUACACACUCACAGUAAGCCUGAAAACCCUCCCACUGAGCCUUUUAACAGCAGCCCUCACACCCCUUCUGUCAGAGGAGUGUGAAAUCUAACUGGGACGCUGUCGGACUGAUACCUGGUCCCGUUGACCAUUGAGGGGGACCUUUUCCCAGCCAGAAUCCAGCCCUAACCACGCGCCUCUCCGGGCCGAGCUGACUUAUACAUUCCACUGGAGGGAGGGCUGCUGAACGCUGGAGAAACAGAGAGAGGGAGAGAGUAACUUCCCUCCAUCGUCUUCUGGGAGGAACCCUCUCUGCCGCUCUUUCUAAAUGAUCCCUCUGUUGUAAUAUUUUGGUGCUACUAUAUUUCACUUUGGCCGCAGGGCUGGUCGCAGUACUCUCUCACACCUGUAUGUUAACAGGUGACAUUUGUUUAGUUAUGAAUUAAAAAAAAAAACAAAACAAAAAACUCCACUUUGUAAAGAAAAUUAUUUUCCAGAUAUCUUUGCCCAAGAAAAGGAACAUGUUAUGCUAUAAAAUGAGAGAUGUCUAUGUUAUCUGAUAGUUGUUACUUGACCACGUUGUUUUAUACCAUUGCUUUGUUCCGUAUCUACGUAUCCAUCGAGUCCUCGCUGUCGUUCAGCUGAAGCAUGAGCAGAGUUUGAUUUGCACAAAGUGUCAGCGGUCCGAGGGCUUGUUUAUUUUAUGUUUGUCGAGAUGUGAUCUGACUUGAUGUCUCUGUGGAAGCUAUAAAUGUCUCACUGCAGUGAAUCCGCCAUCGUCUUGCCAUUUUGGUUAACUAGUCUGCUUAAAUGUUAUCAGCUAUACAGUAAAACAGUGCUCCACGCUGCCCAUGACACGCUGCCUGAGCACCGUGAGCACAGCCAGCGCUGACUCAGCAGGACAUUUUCAGAUGAUAGGAUGUUAUUUUGUGUUGUGGCUGCAGACUGUGGCAGCUCGUUCAUAAAGUCUUCUAAAAGGAACUUUAACGGCUCGGCUCGACGUCAUUAUCUGAAAACCCCUCAGCGCGGGGCCGCGCUGUUAAUUUCUUUUUCUGGUUUAUUUUGCCACAUGUUACCACUCAUUCAAAAGUGCUUGUAACUUUUACUGUGAGUGGAAAUUCAGAGCACAGCGAGACACAGUGAGUCAGCUCUGCCAGCAGGCACCAGCCCAGUGAGGAGGAGUGAAGACCUCUGACCGCACCGGUUUCAAAGAGCUUUUUAUAGCAGGAGUGCUAAUCUGAGGAUGGAUUUACAAACCCAUAAAAUAUCUGAUUUCUUUGUGCUGCAGAUCUGAUGUAUUUAUGGCCCUUGAAGCCAUCGUUCAGGCCGCUGUGAGAAGAUUUCUGCCACAGAUAUUUGUAAAUCUGAAUCUAUUUGAAACAGACAACUUUCCUUUGACGGACAACUUUGUGUAGCUGUCGCAAAGGCAGUGUUUGCAACAUGGCUUCCACUAGCUGUCCAAAAGAAAACCCCAUAAGAACCUGUUGUAUUGAUAAGUAGGCAAGGCAGGUUUAUUUGUAUGGCACAAUUCAGACACACGGCAACUCAAAGGCAGGUUUCGUGACUUUUUGAUGAAGUAAAACCAACCGAUAAAAGAAGGAAGCAUCACUGUGUCACUGAACCUCACCAGGGUGGCAGACUGUGGUGUUAGCUGUAAGUCUAUGUGAGAAGCAUUGGGGAAACACAAUCAGACCCGACACAUCUACAUAACAUGGCUUAUGAUUAAGACAUUUUUGCGGAAAAUGAAAUGAAAUGAAAACACUUCAGACAGGAGGUUAACCGCUAAUUUUUUUGUCCAGAUGAUAGACAGGGCUGAUAAUAUCUUGACCUAGACAGGGCCGGUCCAACCAAUACUGCUGGUGGAAAACGAAUCAGUGGUGAACCUACUCUGUGUGUGUCCUUUAAUUUUCUGGGGACAUUUCUUUAUCAGGUGCUGUGCCAUGUGGAUAUGUCAGAUUUUAGCGUGUUUCUCCACGUGUCACCCUAACAGGUUGACUUCUAACAGGUGUCACCACACUCAAGCAAGAUUCAGUGACAUAAACAACCUUCCUUCUAUUUCAGGUUCAUUGACCUCACAGAAAAAAUGCCGGUUUUGAACUGUCGUAAGUCCCAGUGGUAAGAGGAACAAUAUCUGUGGUUUACUCGUGUUUUACCUUUGGUUCAUCUCACUCUUCGCCUUCUUUGCCUCCUCCAUCAGCUGGUUUCUACAGUUAUGCAGUUGUUCCACUGUUACCUGGGAAUAGUGAGCGGGGAGAACUAUGCCUCUUCCUGUUUCAGUUGUGCAGAGGUACACUCUCGCUACCUUUGUGCUGUGAUUCAUCAUUCAUCAUUUUUGUAGCGUAGUAAAAGUGAGGUUUAUACGGAACCAAUCUGUAUGCAGACAUUUUUCUGCAGCUAUGACACUCUGAAAACAGUGUUUACUUCAGAGUGAGAAGUUAAUGCUUCCAUGAGAUCCAGCAUGACAAUUAUCUUUUUGCCACUUUGGGUCGGUGGAAACAAGCUACUAACACAACACUGACAUAUCAUCACCUGUUAAGUUACAGACUAGCUGCUAAUUUACACCUCAAGCAGUUAAAAAGCAACGUUUUUGAUCCUCACCAUCUCCUGAGAGAAACAUUUGUCUCUUUAGCUGCUCAGUGCUUCACCAUGUUCACCAGCUAGUUGCAAACUGUUUUGUGGUAAACAGGUAUUGCUUUUUAACUGAUAACAUCUCUCUGCUGCGGACAAAAUAAUAAUCGAUUAGUAAUAAUAAUAAUUGUUAAUCGGUAAUUCUGAGCUUGUUGAGUGUGAACCAAAACAGUUACAGCCAGACAGAUGAAUAAUUAACUGAAACUUGCUGUAAAGCGCCCUAAGACCCAGAAGAUUCAUUCUGCUCUUCACUUCACGCGCAUGACUUUUUAGAUUGUUACAUUCUCAUUUAUAUUAUUUCAUUUUUAUUGUAAUAAUAUUGAACAUAGCUGCUUUAAUGAAUCACUCAGCGUAUAGCCAGGUGCUGAAUUCUCAGAAACAAGAACCCAAAAAUCAGGACAGAAUGUGUACGAUCUAUAUAUGCUCCCUCUGUGAACCCUUUUCAGCUUUUAAAGUGAUGUCACCUGACCUGAAUCUACUGUAGGGAUUUGAAAUGAAGAUUUUCCCUGCCUCUUCUUUAAAAGGAGUUUCAGCUCUUUCGCCGUCUCUCAGAGACGCUUUUAGAACUGCUGGCUCAGAGACCAGUCAUCACUGUGACGUCCACUGUGCUCUGAACUCCGCUGUGGUUGGACUCAUCAGAAACGUUCACACUGAUCACCGCUGAAAGCAGCUCUGUGUCAACACUCAGUGUCACAUAAUUUCACUGUAAAGAGGAAGCUACAGUUUGUCUUUAUGGGUAUUAGCUGCAAUGUUGUUGUUUUUUUCUUGUGGUGCUUUGGUUUGGAUUUGGUGCUAUUAGAUCACUGUUGUUGUCGUUGUUUCCGAGUUAUCAUUUUAACAAGUAUGCUUUUGAUUAUGUAGAAAUCAAUUUGAGCCUUUUGUAGUGAUAUCAACCUGCAGAGCUGGUCUGAAGUUGUGCAGCUGUGUAGGGCCCCUCACCCACCAGGGAUUCCCCUUUACCAUAAUUUAAGCUCUCGAUUUACACUCCCUGACUUGCUCAAUGCAGCUAAUAGUGGCCCUUAAGUCCCGAAAUAUAGCACAUGUGGCAGAUUUAAGGAUUCUGUAACGUGCUGCAACAAUUUCUAAAGGGUCACCAUGCAAAAUGUUAGCAUUUCAAAAUGCCGUUUAAGAAUAUAGAUCCCAUUUUUUAAGUUUCAACAAAUAACUUUUGGGGACACUUCAUCGAAAUUUGGGGUCAUUAAAUCCUGUGCAGGGUCUGAAAAGCUCAAAAGGUCUGCUAAUCCAUGCAUAUGGAGCAUAGAAAUAUUAAGGAUAUUUACUUUAAAAAGUCAGUUGAGUUGUGUUUCGUCAGGGUGUACAGCUAACUCAUCCCAAUAGUUUUUCAAGGACUGAGUAGGUAGAAAUUCCAUUUGUAACAUUUUUCAAUUGCACAUACCGUUUCAGAAGAUAUUUCAGAGAAUAACUUCCAGAGGUAUUUCCUGUUUCAGCGUCUGAAAGGCAUUUUUUUUUCUCUCUGUAUCUACCUGUGCCUAUAAUAAAGGCUCACACUGAGUAGUGAGCCUGAUUUCUCUGAGUAAAUACGAGGGACAGAACCGGUCAUUGUUGUUUUGUUUUUCACAUGCUAAUUAUAACAUGACAUGUACUGUAUGUUGUUCAAUAUUAUAGAAGAUGAAUCCAUUUGUCCCCCAUGUACAUCUUUUUUAAAAAGGAAAUAUUAAAUUGAUUAAACAUGGUGCAUUGUU